AUGUCUUAUAAGCAUUUAACUAAGAUCUCUGAACGGUUUCUGAAGCAAACUUCAAGGAGUUCAAUGCCUUCGAGUUAUUUCAAGAAACUUCAAAACCGUACUACUCCAGAAUUUAUGAAAACAGAUCUGCCUCACGUUAAAGAUAGUGAAAAGUUCAGCGAUUACAAAGAUUGGAAGUUCCUACCUGGUGAUAGAGUUGUUAUAACGAAAAGCGGCGAAUGGAAGGGCCAGGUUGCGAAAAUUACCACCCUAGACAAAGAUUCCAACGGCUACAUCCUAGAUGAUGAUGGUCCAAAAAAAUGGGUUCCAGUUCCAAAGGAUUAUUGGGUUGAAAACCAAAAGACGCAUAUGGCCCAUGUUCCUAUUCCAGUGACACAGAAUGAUAUUAAGCUAGUUGCCGAUGUGGAUGAUCCUCAGCAAGAAGGAAAAACUAAAGUUGUUGCAGUAAGAGACGUUGUAUUUCGUGGGUCUUACUAUGAUGAAAACUACAAGCGCAUGAUGCCGUAUAGAUGUGUAGCCGGUCAAGAGAACCUGGUGAUUCCAUGGCCGAAACCCAGAGAGAGUGAAGAUGGUGUGCUGGCGACAGACUCAGAAGUUGCAAGAACGCAGACGUUCUUUGUGGAAUCUAUCGUGAAGCAACCUAUUCCAGAAGAUGCAUUUUUAAAUAUCCGUAAUCCUAAGUCUAGGUACAGGAGAGGAACUUUGACUAGUAGAGAUAUUGCUAAGUUGGUUGGUCCUGAGAUGCCAAUGACCAAAGCUAGAGAGGCCUACAUUAAAGAGAAGGACGAGUUGCGCCGUCGUGAAAAACCUAAAUUGACCGAUGAUGACAUGGAACUGAUUGGAUCACGUUUAUAUAAACAUUUCGCUGGUAAAGUGUAA
Molecule: messenger RNA, 879 nt
Organism: Eremothecium sinecaudum
Lineage: Eukaryota; Fungi; Ascomycota; Saccharomycetes; Saccharomycetales; Saccharomycetaceae
Gene: MRPL40
Product: mitochondrial 54S ribosomal protein uL24m MRPL40
Exons: 1
Coding region: 1-879 (292 amino acids)
Source: RefSeq, a predicted model, not a curated record